Molecule: messenger RNA, 4038 nt
Organism: Hydractinia symbiolongicarpus
Lineage: Eukaryota; Metazoa; Cnidaria; Hydrozoa; Anthoathecata; Hydractiniidae
Product: RAC-beta serine/threonine-protein kinase-like
Exons: 16
Coding region: 101-1510 (469 amino acids)
Biological process (GO): protein phosphorylation
Molecular function (GO): ATP binding; protein serine/threonine kinase activity
Source: RefSeq, a predicted model, not a curated record
GUGUUUCUGGUAAAUAAACCAUACUGAAUAUUCUUAGUGUUUAGAGCAACAAAACAAUACAAAAUAUAUGUACUCCUGCAGGUAACAAAAUUUUUUUGCCAUGUCAACCGAACUAUACACUGUCAAAGAGGGCUGGUUGAUGAAAAGAGGUAAAUACAUCAAGAAUUGGAGGCCAAGGUAUUUUGUUCUUCGCAGUGAUGGUUCAUUCCUGGGAUUUAAAGAUAAGCCAAGAGCAGAAAUUAAUUCUGUUGAUCCGUUAAACAACUUUUCUGUUGAGCGUUGCCUGAUUAUUAAAAAAAGUAAACCUAAACCAAAUGGAUUUAUCAUCAGAUGUUUUCAACUUACAAAAUUUGUUAAUAGGACUUUCGCUGUCGAUUCCUCUUCUGACAGGGAAGAUUGGAUAAAUGCCAUUGAAGAUGUUUCUAAUCGAAUGAAGAAAGAAGAGAAAGCCAGAGAUGGUGCUAUAUCCUCCACCCAUGAUAGCUAUGAUUCUUCAAAGAUGACUUUGGAAGAUUUUGAAAUCCUGAAGGUUUUAGGAAAAGGCACUUUUGCCAAAGUAAUGUUGGGAAAGGAAAAGAAGACAGGCAAUGUUUUUGCAAUAAAGUUACUCCGAAAAGACGUUAUUCUUGCAAAGGAUGAAGUAGAACACACGCUCACUGAAAAUCGAGUUCUCCAAUCUACAAAGCAUCCUUUCUUAACAGAACUAAAAUAUUCGUUUCAAACGCCAGACCGACUUGUAUUUGUUAUGGAGUGUGUCAAUGGUGGGGACUUGUUCUUUCAUUUGCAACGGGAAAAAGUAUUUUCAGAGGCUUGGUCAAAGUUUUAUGGUGCAGAAAUCACAUUAGCCUUAAAGUACCUACAUGAAGAAAAAAUUGUUUACAGAGAUGUGAAGCUUGAAAAUCUUCUCAUUGAUUCAGAUGGACAUAUUAAAUUAAUAGAUUUUGGUUUAUGCAAACAAGAAAUCUCCUUCGCAGACAUAACACAAACAUUUUGUGGAACUCCUGAAUAUUUAGCUCCUGAGGUGCUAGAAGACGAUCAUUACGGUAAUGCUGUCGACUGGUGGGGAUUUGGUGUUGUCUUAUACGAAAUGUUAUGCGGUAGACUGCCGUUCUAUAAUCGUGAUCACGAAGUAUUAUUUGAACUCGUAUUGCGUGAGCCCGUUCGCUUUCCAUCAUGUUUGACGCCGCAAUCAAAAAGUAUACUGAAUGGAUUGCUGGAAAAAAGUCCAGAAAAAAGGUUGGGUGGAACUAUUCGUGACGCCGAACAAGUUAUGGAGCAUGAAUUCUUCGAGUUAAUUAAUUGGAAUGACAUAUUUCAUAAGAAGAUUCCUCCUCCCUUCAAACCAUCCAUUGACAACAAGGAAGAUGUGAAAUAUUUUGAUGAAGACUUUACAAGAGAGACUCCCAGACUUACACCUCCCAAAGAUUGUUUGGAUGAUUAUGCGACGAAGUACUUCUCUGAGUUUUCCAGCUUUUCAUUUGUCGACAAUGGAGAAGAGCUGAAUAAAUAGUUUUCCUUCUUUGCGAAAAUAAGUUUAUGGAUAACGAGCAUAAUUAAAGCAGUAUAAACACCAGAAUAUCCAGUCGUAUUUUUUUGUAAUUUUUAUUUUUUAUAGUUGAUGAUAUAGUGUUCUAUAUUUUCAGGAGUCUGUAACUGAAGAACAUUGUGGCAGUAUAGUCAUCAUCAGGUAAAAAUCUAAAAUAACAGUAAAAUCAGUUAAUGCAGAUUAAAACAAAAUUAUCACAAACUUUAAAACAUAUUGAAAUGAUAUUAAAACCUUAUCAAAGGAGUGUGACUUUUAAACUCGUCUUUUGUAUUCAACGAUGGCUUAAUGUCAUUUAAAAAAGGGCUUUCAAAAUCAGUAAAUGCCGUUGAGACUUUGAGGUCGAUAAAAUUUUAACUGUUUAUACUUAUCAGGGGACAAGGCAUGGAAGUUCAUUAAUAAACCUGUAUCCGUCUUUUUGCUAUGCCAAGUUGACUCUAGCAAUCCAUCUUGUUUCAGUAAAUUAACAUAUCUAAGAACGGCAAUUCACCGUUUUUUUCAUUCUCCACUGUAAAUUUCAAUGAUGGAUGAAGAUUGUUGAUGUUCUGUUGUUGAUACACGUUUCCAAUCUGGUUCGUCUUUAUAUUUCUCAGAUAAUCAUCCCUAUAUCUUGCAAAUAGAUUAGCAUCACCCUUUACGAUUUUAUCAAAUUUAUGCAUCCAACCGUUUGCGAGAGGUGGAGCGGGAGAACUCCCCAUUGCUAAACCAUCAACUUGCCGGUAAUACCCAUCGUUUGUUAACAUAAUAACGUCACAACUACAAAUCUUAAGUAGUUUUUUGAAAGUUAUUUUAUCAACUGGAGGCUUUUGGUAUUUAUAUUUUUUAUUUUGCUUACUAUUUCACUUACUGCAUUGUACUCGAGAAUAUUUUGUACACUUAUUUAUUAAAAGCUUGUUUCUCAGCACGCUUAUUUAUUAUCCAUGUAUAAAUUUUUGAAAUUUUAAUUUUUUUAUACGUUAUUAAUUUGUUUUUAUGUUAGGUGUAAGCGAUGCACUUGUCUGUCAUAAAUACAUUUAUAAAUUUUCGAAUAAGAUCUUCUGAUGAGGCUUCUUUAUGUAGGUUUUGCCGUUCCUCUUCAGUGUUCCCUCUCAUAAGUUAGUGAUCAAUUAGAAACACGAGAUAUAAUAACAAAAUAUGCUUCACAAACUCUUUGCUUUGUUCAGUGUAGUUAUUCUUCUUUACUUAUGAAAAACAGCCUGUAUAUAACACUGAAGAGAUUUGCAUUAGUUGUGCCCGUGUAUGUGUUUUUCCGUUAAAUUUUGUGAACAAUUUUUAUCAAAUAAAUCCAAUUUGUUUCUGAGACGGAGUCCUAAUCUGAUAACGGCACUGUUUCUUUCAAGUAAGCUUAUCAUUCUGUAAGCUCAUACUCUCCAAGUAAGCUCAAAAUAAGCUCAAAAUAUUAUUAGGGUUAUUGACCUUUAUUUUUAUAAAAUAUAUGCCCGACAUUUUUUUACGUUGUCUAAGAAUAGAAGAAAGUUCUCCUGCUUACCACACUGUCACGUUUACAAAAUAAUAAACUUUUAACAAUAAUCUAGAGCUGCCAGAAGAAAUUUCAGAACUGCGUUAAGUCGGGUAUGUUGUAGAUGUUUCACAAGUCAGGAAAGGUCAGGAAAUUUUAGUAUAGCUAUAAAACUUCAGCUAUCAACUAUUUUAGUGCAAAUUAAGUAUUGCUUUACAAAAGUUUUGGUAAUAAACCAUUUUACAUCAAAAGUCAGAAUAAUCUUCGUUUUAGUAAUGGAAGAGUCAGGGAAAAUUAAAAUGAUGUCAACUGGCCACUCAGUAAUCUGAUAUUCUUCUUUAUGAGAACUUUACAAUAACGAGAGUGAAAAUGAGGCAAAAAAAUAAGAACAACUUGAAAGCAAUUUCAGACAGAUGUUUCAGUGCAACAAUUUUUUUCAAAACACUUUUAAACAGUAAUAAACGAAUUUAUAGUCACCAAUUUUGCAUAUAUAUAUAUAUAUAUAAAUUCACUUAGUUUGUAAUAUUUUUCUAUUUAUAUUUUGAUACAAUCACGAAUAGUGUAAAUUAUUUGAACGUUUUUGUAGUCUGAUCACCAACUUUGUUGACAAGAACUUUUUUAAACAUUUUUUUUUUGAUAGAUUACACCGGGUUUUGCUUUGGUUGUCUGCGUAACCUUGAAAACCUUGAAUAUCUCAUUCAUCGAAAAAAUCUCCCAAACAUUUCUUUCUACCAGAAUGUGCCUCCUUGGCUGAACUAAUUAAGAAAUAUUUAUUGACAUUUUAAUGAAAAACAAGAAGCCCAGGGGGUUGAAGAUUUCCGUCAUUACCUGAAAGAUUUUAAAAUUUGAAGCAGACCUUGAAAAUGGAGAAUUAUGGGGUAAAAAAUUCAUUGAGUAUUCUAAUUUAUUAUUGCAACCUGUAUAUAUAUACUUAUACUAUUUACUAUAUAUAUACUUGUAUAUAUAAACGAACUUGUAACUCUCUUUGACGAAAAAAAAUAUACACACACACAACCUUGGAGGAAAGAAUACGGAA